Nerophis ophidion (straightnose pipefish) is the source of this 1640-nucleotide messenger RNA. RefSeq names its product diphthamide biosynthesis 1 (gene dph1). The transcript has 12 exons. Gene Ontology annotation, biological process: protein histidyl modification to diphthamide. Lineage: Eukaryota; Metazoa; Chordata; Actinopteri; Syngnathiformes; Syngnathidae. The coding region runs from base 64 to 1332 and encodes 422 amino acids. Gene Ontology annotation, molecular function: 2-(3-amino-3-carboxypropyl)histidine synthase activity. The record is from RefSeq and is a predicted model, not a curated record.
CCGGCACUCUUGCAUCGACUGCUCUGGCCUGGGCCGGUCACGUGUUGAAGGCGGGGAAACAAGAUGGAGGCGCCGGCCCAGGAAGUGCAGCUCGCCGCCGUCAAAAAGCCUGCAGUGCGAGGGCCUCGACGUGUAGCCAAUCAAAUCCCUGAUGAAAUAAGCAAUGACGCCGAGUUAAAGGAGGCCAUGAAAGUCUUACCUGCAAACUACAACUUUGAGAUCCCGAAGACUGUAUGGCGAGUGAGACAAUCCCAGGCUACACGAGUGGCUCUGCAGCUUCCGGAGGGCCUGCAGAUGUUUGCCUGUGCCAUCGCCGACAUCAUUGAAAGGUUCACGAAAGCGGACACCAUCGUGAUGGGGGACGUGACGUACGGGGCGUGCUGCGUGGACGACUUCACCGCCCGGGCCUUGGGCGCAGACUUCAUGGUGCACUACGGCCACAGCUGUCUGGUGCCCGUGGACUCCACCGGCGGCAUCAAGAUGCUCUACGUCUUUGUGGACAUCCAGAUGGAUAAUGCACACUUCCUGGACACGGUCAAGUUCAACUUCGCCCCCGGACAGUCCCUGGCGCUCGUCAGCACCAUUCAGUUCGUGGCUGCACUGCAGGCUGUGAGCGCCGCCCUCAAGACGGACUAUGAGGUUCUGGUCCCGCAGUGUCGACCUCUGUCGCCGGGGGAAAUCCUGGGCUGCACCUCUCCUCGCUUGGACCGCAAUGUCAACGCCAUUAUUUAUCUGGGAGAUGGACGAUUUCACCUGGAGUCGAUCAUGAUUGCAAAUCCCGAUAUUCCUGCCUACAGGUAUGACCCCUACAGUAAGGUCUUCUCCAGGGAAUACUAUGACCACGAGGCGAUGCGGGCUUUGAGGCUGGAGGCCAUUGACAAGGCUCGCUCUGCCCAGAGAUGGGGCCUCAUUUUGGGCACGCUCGGCCGUCAGGGAAGCCCAAAAGUUAUGGACCACCUGGAAUCCAAGCUGCAGGCGCUGGGCAAGCGCUUCACUCGAGUCCUUUUGUCGGAGAUUUUCCCCAGCAAGUUGGAUCUGCUGCCUGACGUCGACGCAUGGGUCCAGAUUGCGUGUCCUCGCCUGUCAAUCGAUUGGGGCUCGGCCUUCUCCAAACCCCUGCUGUCUCCCUACGAGGCAGCAGUGGCUCUCCAGGAGAGCGCCUGGAAGGAGGUCUACCCCAUGGACUUCUACUCCAACCAGAGCCUGGGGCCCUGGACCCCCAACCACCCGGACCACCGGCCGGUGCGGGCGCCGCGCACCCAGGCUCAGAAGCCGGGCUGCCCGCCAGGCAAGGUGUGCCCCCAGACUCAGUGCACUCCCGGUGGCUGCUAACCAGGCGGCAUUGACUCGGAAAGUGGGAAUUGGGUGCAGGAAGAAAAACAAGAAAGGUGCAAAUAGAUCAAACCUGGCUCUGCCUGCAUUUAUUCCACAGAUCGAUAACUCAUGUUUAUGAACGCUUGAAGCUCUUCUUGCUCCUCCCACACCGGAGACACGCCUCCAGGUCUUUGAAGUCAAUGAUGGUGACUUUAAAUAUAAAGCAACCCACUUGACCUUGAAUUGUAUCCACUUUAUUAAAAAAAAGCAUUUUAUUUAUUCACCUUCUGCAAAAGAGUUAAUAAAAAAAAGUCAGUGAUUAUGAA